Molecule: messenger RNA, 2400 nt
Organism: Cheilinus undulatus (humphead wrasse)
Lineage: Eukaryota; Metazoa; Chordata; Actinopteri; Labriformes; Labridae
Exons: 11
Coding region: 272-1507 (411 amino acids)
Molecular function (GO): protein binding
Source: RefSeq, a predicted model, not a curated record
GAUGAAGCAGGAGAGUACCUCUGAGCAGAGAGAGGCUGGGUUUUGGAUAUCGCUGAAGGAGCAGGGCAAAUAAAACCCGCGUGUUAGAAGGUAGAGAUCGGUCCCAAUAAUAGAAGGUCACUACUUGUGUCUGUACUGCAAAGGUACCCAUGGUAAUCCUGGAUUUCCUCUAAUCUGGCAGCUCCUACAUACACAGCUCCCCUGCAUUGAUCACGCGAAAAUAAACCCUUUCAUCAAACCAGGGCAUCGGCCACACUCUCCCGCUGCCAGCAUGAUGAAGGACUGCCUGCAGUUCCUUAUCGAGCCGGCCAAGAAGCUCAAGAUCCGGCUCAAGGAGUCUCGUAAGCGAGUGAAACUUGAGAAAAAGGAGCCGCUGGUGGAGAGUCAGGUCUUUAUCAUGGAAUUGGCCCGAGAGCUGAACAAAAUAUGCCAGAGGUCAAACAUCCUCAGCCACAUCUGGACCAGUGAGGACAUUUGGCCGGCCGCUGUGUGUCGUGAUUUUAUUGUGGAGUGGUCGGCUGUGCUGGAGAAGAGAGUGCAGCCAAGAAUCACACAGUCUGACUACCAGUAUGAGAAACCAGAGAAGAAAGACUGGAAAGAACAGCUCCUCUGCAUCCUGGAGUCAGGGGGGGAGUGUGACAUGGGGCCCCACAAAAGAGUCAUCAUGGACUGGGCACGGGAGAUGAAAAGCAGACCUCAGCCCACAAUCUGGCCGGGGGAGCCCGUCCUCAUGAUGCUAGACGACCUGGAGUUCCAGUGGAAGAGGGGUCGUCUGCCCAACCUGCUGCCCGCCAUGGAGCUCAUCAUGCUGGCUGUGCUGAAUGCUGACAGCCCUGUGAAGGAGGAUGUGACAAAACAAUGGCUGGUGAGAAAGCAGAGGAGCCAGAGGAUCGAUGCUGUCCGCUACAUCCCUCAUAGUGUGUGGAACUGGAUUUGUGAUGCUGCAGAGGAUGUCACUCUGGAUUCAGAAACAGCCAACACAGACCUGCUGAUCUCCAGCGAUGAAAAGCGCUUGCGGUGCGGAUUGGAGCGCCAGGAAGUCCCACGCUGCCAGAAACGCUUUGACGGUUGGUGGUGUGCCACGGGCCAGGAAGGCUACACUUCAGGCCGCCACUACUGGGAGGUGGAGGUUGGUGAGCGGGAUUGGCGUCUCGGUGUGGCCAAGGCCUCCGCUGUACGGCAGGGCUUCCGCACGCUCAACACAGAUUCAGGCUACCUGACCCUGCGGCUGGAGAGGGGCACGGAUCUGAAAGCUCUGACCGUGCCGGCCACCUCGCUGUCACAGAGCUUGGUGCCUAGGAAGGUUGGGGUGUACCUGGACUAUGAGCAGGGUCAGCUGUCUUUCUACGAUGUGGAGAAGCGCUCUCACCUGUACACCUACAACGAGAAGUUCACAGAGAAACUGUACCCGCUGUUUGGGACUGUGGAGGUGGUUAAAGACCUGGUGAUAAGGCCUGCAAAUGUCAGACAGCCAUGCCUCUGCCCUGGGCCCUGCCUCUGGACCUGAACUUCUUCUGACACUUAAGUCACCCCUCAUUUCGGAUCCAAACUAAGCCAAAGAACCCAGGUUUCUAUUCUGGACCAUGGUUUAGGGAAAUAUCACCCAAUGGCCAGGCUUUUUCUGUGGGAGAUAUGGAAAAAAGUCACCAUCAUUCUUUGAUACACUAUCUUUUCCUCUGCCAAACAGGGACCUAGAUGGGCUGGCUCCAAACCUGGGAUGUAUUUUGAUAAAGGCAUUAGAUAUCGUAGGCAUCAGCUGAUGAAGAUCUGCAUUGGUAUUGACUCCGGAAGAACAUUUCUGUCAUGAUGACAUGUUGGUUACAGGCUUUAGUUAUGCUCACAAGAUGCAUUUUUGACUGAUCAGAUGAUUUUAUGCUAAUCGCUUUCCUCGGAAAUACAAUUUACGGUCGAAUGCACCUUAAAACUGUUACACUGAAAUGAAUAUGGCAUGUUUCACAUGUAAUGUGUUGCAGAUUUAAUCCUGUUUUUACAGUAAGAAUAUGCAUAUUUUUGAAAAGCAUUGUAUAUCAUGUCUGCAUUCUCUCGUGGGCAAAGAGUAAGCAUAGUGUAAUUCAACUUGAAAAACUUUAUUGACCAUGCAGAAAAUACAUGCAUAGGUUAUUUGCAGAAGAUGUCACCCAGCUGUAGACAACUCCCCUUGGGAUGCAAGAAGUGAUUUCUGCAUAGAGAAACGCUACCAAAAGGCCAUGUUUGAGCUGAUUAUGACUAUGCCAAGCAUACAAGGUGAUAGAAUAAAAUCAGCAUACCUUUGCGCACCAUCAGAAUCAUCACUGCAAAGAACCUAUAGAAUUUAUAUCUGAUGUGUAUGAGUUGGAAAACAUUGGUAAGUGUGAUACAGAAAACGGUUUAUUGAGUGGUGUUGCAUAAAGAAUCAUGUCA